Colletotrichum higginsianum IMI 349063 is the source of this 360-nucleotide messenger RNA. RefSeq names its product Cytochrome p450. The transcript has 2 exons. The record is from RefSeq and is a predicted model, not a curated record. Bases 1 to 360 code for a protein of 119 amino acids. Lineage: Eukaryota; Fungi; Ascomycota; Sordariomycetes; Glomerellales; Glomerellaceae. Gene Ontology annotation, molecular function: heme binding; iron ion binding; oxidoreductase activity, acting on paired donors, with incorporation or reduction of molecular oxygen.
AUGUUCUCUCGUACUGGGAUUCUGAAAUUAGAGCCUCUCAUGCAUGAGAAGCUCAGUCUUUUGGAUUCCAAGAUCGAGAAGUUGUGUCAUAUCAAGGAGAUCGACAUAUAUAAUGCUUUUAGGCUUUUAACAUCAGAGGUUAUCAUGCAGUUUUCUUUCGCGAAGUCGGCCGAAAUGAUUAACGAACAUGAUGACAACUUUAACUCCCGGUUCACUGACGCUCUGACCGCCGCUGUUCAUAGCGUAUCCUACGCGUAUGAGAACCCAUUGGUUGGAUACAUUGGAAAAUGUUUGCCCGCUUGGAUUCUACGUAUAAUGAGUCCAGAAAUGAGUAAAGUUCUCGAUUUAGUGGAGGUAUGA